AUGGCAAAACUACCGACCUUCAAGUCCUCCCAAGGACCACGCGCUGGUCGGAGACGGUCUACCGUCGUUCGACAUCGGAUUCUACGCUCUUUUCUCUAUCUUCUGGCCUGGAUCUUCUUGGUGCUCGUCCUCAUUGGCAGCACCUCCAACAAGCCCGUCCUGCGAGACACCUAUUUCCUCAAGCUCGACCUUUCCAACAUCAUCCCGCUCUCCGUCCCCAAUGCCGUCCUCAUCAACAGUAUCGCCCGCUCAAUUGGUCUGCAUGACUUUUACCAGGUGGGCUUGUGGAAUUUCUGUGAGGGUUAUUCGGACACUGGCAUCACCCACUGCUCCAAGACUCAGACUCUGUAUUGGUUCAACCCCGUUGAAAUUCUUCUCAGUGAACUGCUAUCGGGAGCAACCAUCGCUCUUCCCGGUGACAUCACAGAUGCCCUCAAAAUCGCCCGUCUAGCCUCCCACUGGAUGUUCGGUCUCUUCAUCACCUCCGCCGUCCUCACCUUCAUCCUGAUCUUCCUCUCGCCUCUCGCCGUCUCCUCGCGUCCCCCUCAAUCCAUCUCCCCCGACCCAUCCGUCAACCAGACAAACCCCGUCCACAGACGUCGCACCUUUGUCUUCCUCCGCUCUUUCCCCUUCCUCAUCAUCACCUUCCUCAAUGCCCUUUUCACCAUCGUCGCCUCCGUCGUGGCUACCGUCAUGUUCCUCAUCUUCCGAAACGUCUUCACCUCGGACGAUUACAACCUUAAUAUCGGCGCCUCCAUUGGCACCCGCAUGAUGGCCUUUAUGUGGGUCGCCUCUGCCUUCAACCUCAUCGCCUUCAUCAUCCAGUUCGGCUCCUGCUGCGCUUCCUGCUGCCGUGGUCGCAAGGCCCGGAAACAGCUCAAGGCUGCUGGCGCUGGUAGUGGUUCUCCAUCGCCUAGUAUGCAGAUGCAGGAGAAGGAGAAGCCCGGCUCGCAUAGCCCCACCACGACUGCCAGUUGA
This is a messenger RNA of Aspergillus wentii DTO 134E9, 978 nucleotides long. Its product is annotated as SUR7/PalI family protein. Gene Ontology annotation, biological process: fungal-type cell wall organization. Gene Ontology annotation, cellular component: plasma membrane; cell cortex of cell tip. The transcript has 2 exons. The record is from RefSeq and is a predicted model, not a curated record. Lineage: Eukaryota; Fungi; Ascomycota; Eurotiomycetes; Eurotiales; Aspergillaceae. The coding region runs from base 1 to 978 and encodes 325 amino acids.